Molecule: messenger RNA, 1062 nt
Organism: Microthlaspi erraticum
Lineage: Eukaryota; Viridiplantae; Streptophyta; Magnoliopsida; Brassicales; Brassicaceae
Source: the annotation of a GenBank genome assembly
AUGUUCCAUGCUAAGAAACCUUCAAGUAUGAAUGGUUCAUAUGAGAACAGAGCUAUGUGCGUUCAAGGCGAUUCAGGCCUCGUCCUCACCACCGACCCUAAACCGCGUUUGCGUUGGACCGUCGAACUCCACGAGCGUUUUGUCGACGCGGUCGCUCAGCUCGGAGGCCCCGACAAAGCGACUCCAAAGACGAUUAUGAGAGUUAUGGGUGUGAAGGGUCUUACUCUUUACCACCUAAAGAGCCAUCUUCAGAAAUUCAGGCUUGGAAAGCAGCCGCACAAGGAGUACGGAGAUCACUCCACAAAGGAAGGUGCAAGAGCUUCUGCCAUGGAUAUUCAGCGGAACGUAGCUUCUUCUUCGGGCAUGAUGAGUCGCAACAUGAAUGAGAUGCAAAUGGAAGUGCAGAGAAGGUUGCACGAACAGCUAGAGGUGCAGAGACACUUGCAACUGAGGAUUGAAGCACAAGGAAAGUACAUGCAAUCUAUAUUGGAGAGAGCAUGCCAAACCCUAGCCGGUGAGAACAUGGCAGCCGCCGCCGCCGGAGGAGGAUACAAGAGUAAUUUGGGAAGUUCAAGUCUUUCCGCAGCAGUGGGCCAACCUCAUCCUCUAAGUUUCCCGCCAUUUCAAGACCUAAACAUUUAUGGAAACACCACCGACCAAGUCCUCGACCAUCAUAACUUCCAUCAUCCGAACAUAGAGAACCAUUUCACGGCCAACAAUGCUGCAGACACCAACAUUUACUUGGGAAAGAAGCGACCGAACCCAAAUUUUGGUAACGAUGUAAGGAAAGGACUUUUGAUGUGGUCUGAUCAAGAUCACGAUCUCACCGGAAACCAAUCGAUCGAUGAUGAGCAUCGGAUUCAGAUACAGAUGGCUACACAUGUCUCCACGGAUUUGGAUUCUUUGUCGGAAAUCUACGAGAGGAAAUCGGGUUUAUCGGGUGAUGAAGGGAAUAAUGGCGGGAAAUUACUGGAAAGGCCAUCGCCUCGAAGAUCACCGUUGAGUCCUAUGAUGAAUCCCAAUGCUGGAUUAAUACAAGGAAGAAACUCACCAUUUGGGUGA